AAAGCUUAAAAAGAGUAUUUGUAGAAAUAGUUUUAAAGGAUCAAGCAAAUACCAUACUAAAAAAAGCUUGCCUGAACAGAAGGAAGGAAGUUGAUCAAGCAUGAAGCUGGUUCCUGGGAGGCACGAUAAGGAAGAUGUUAAGCACCAUUCUCUGAACUUCCUGUUAACCAGUACUUGUGUCCUCGUUCUCUUCAUAAUUGCUGCUGCAUUUUGAACAAAUGCUUGUGCAUUUCUCACGCUUCCUUCCUGCAAACUCCAAAUAAGUGUAUGCAAGCUCUGGAAGGGGCCUCUUGGCCCCACCCUGACACAAGGCAGGCUUGUCUUUAAGGUGUCCAUUUUCUUUUGCAAGGUUCCCUUCCUGAUAUCCAGAAUGAGCACCGCACUUGUUCUUCCUCAGAGCAGCUGCAAUCCUGUGGAGCAGCAGAGGAGCCGCUGGGAGAGAAAACGCAGCCGAACUGUGAAAGAGCUGGUAGAGACAGAGCAGAAAUACCUGGAGCAGCUGGACUUGGUGGCCACGUACUUCGUGGCCAUUCUGAAAGCGAAGGGCACCCUGAAGCCAGCUGCCUUGGAGGCUAUCUUUGGGCCAUGGGAGUGUCUGUGCUCUACCAGCCGGACGCUGCUUUUCCACCUGGAGAGGGGCCGCUUGGGGCUUGGCUUGGAAGGCUUCUGCCACCAGCUGGUUUUCUAUGUCUGCUACGCUGAAAACUGGGAAGAGGCCAAGAAGAUGUUAGAGAGACAGGUGAAGAAGAACAGAUCAUUUUCCCGCUUCAAGAAGCUCCAAGAGUCCCGGCCAGACUUCAGGGGCUAUUCUCUGGAGGACCUGCUGCCUCUGCCUCUGCAAAGGAUCCAUCAGUACAAGCACUUGCUGCAGGAUCUGGUGGAGAACACUUACCCGGAGAGCUCUGACUCAGAGCAGCUGAGAGGAGUUCUAAGGUCUUUCUCAGAGGCAUUUCACCGAAUCGGGGAAAUCUCGCGCUUCCAAGACAACUUGGGCCACAUGCAUCGGGUUCAGAAACUGCUCAAAGGGCAGAAGACACACUUGCUGGUGCCUGGACGCUGGUAUCUCCAGGAAGGCUGGCUGAUCGUGGUGCCCCCAAAGGGGGAGGAGGUGCAAUCCAGAAUGUUCUUCCUCUUCUCGGACAUCUUGCUAAUGACCAGGCCUUGCCACCCACUCCAUCCCUGGAAUUCUUCCAAGUUUGCCUGCCAGGCGGUCUACCCUCUCAGCCAGUGCACUGUAGAAAAGGUCUUUGGUCAUACUCAUGACCAAGGAGGGUUGCUCAGUCUAUCCUUCCCUCAUAAGACACUGCUACUGAUGUCCUGUGAUCAGGAUGAGUUUAACAAAUGGCACCAAAACCUCGUUACUGCUGUCAGGGAGCUGCAAAUCAAUUCCUCUUCAGUCCACUGAAAUGACAGCUUGCCCAGACCAGCCUCCAUGGGUCCAGCAGGGUUGCACAGCAAGUGGCUACAAGUUCUGUGCACAUGAAUGGCUGUUCAGCCUAUGUGGAAACCCCCAAGUUCUGAUGCCGAAACUCCUGCAGCAAAGGCCAACGUUUAUCCUUUGGAAGACUGACUAAUCCAUACAAUGUUAUCAACUAGCCCAUUACAUGCUCAAGACUGCUCAGCACCAGGAGCUGUCAACUAUGAGAUGACCCUGUGAUUGUAGCAACCGGUCAGAAUGGCUCCUCCAGGGAAUAAACUCACAUCACCCGCUAAGGCUAGCAGGGAACCGAGUGAAGGAACAACAGUGUCUGCCUUGCUUGGUGCCACUGAGCAAGUGUGUGCAAAACACUUUCUACGUUCACUGAUCUUGUCAUUCUGAAGAAUUCUUGAAACAUGACUCCUACUUCCCUUU
Molecule: messenger RNA, 1852 nt
Organism: Pogona vitticeps (central bearded dragon)
Lineage: Eukaryota; Metazoa; Chordata; Lepidosauria; Squamata; Agamidae
Source: RefSeq, a predicted model, not a curated record